Molecule: messenger RNA, 1788 nt
Organism: Pyrus x bretschneideri (Chinese white pear)
Lineage: Eukaryota; Viridiplantae; Streptophyta; Magnoliopsida; Rosales; Rosaceae
Product: zinc finger CCCH domain-containing protein 43
Exons: 6
Coding region: 939-1490 (183 amino acids)
Molecular function (GO): mRNA binding; metal ion binding
Source: RefSeq, a predicted model, not a curated record
UAAUUUAUAAGUACUUCAGAUCCGGACAGAGAUCGGAAUUUUCUGAAGGCGCCGAAGUUCCCCUAAAUCCGACGUCUGUUCCGUCACCUGCGCCGUCCGAUCUCGAGCGUGAAAUCCUUGAUUGGAUUCGGACACUCGACCCCGCCGUGCUCAAUAGGAUUAGGAAUCGCGACCCUGCCCUCCUCCAUGAGAUUCAGCAAUUCGACCCCUCCGUUGAGAUUCGCAACUUUGAUCCUUCCAUCGUUGAUGAGAUUCGGAACUUGGACCCUGCUUUCCCUGCGGGAUUUUCUGAAAGCGUAGACGUUCCUCAAAAACCCCCGUCUGUUCCGUCUCCUGAGCCGUCCGUUGUUGAAAUCCUUGAUUGGAUUGGGACACUCGGCCCCUCCGUGCUCGAUGAGAUUCAGCAAUUCGACCCCGCCUUCCUCGAUGAGGAUCGGAGCUUCGAUCCUUCCAUUGUUGAUGGGAUUCGGAAAUUGAGUUUGAAGGAAAAGGAGGAAAAAGAAGAAGAGAAGGAGAGAGAGACUGAAAAGGAAAAGGAAAAUGAGAAGGGGAGAGAGAGCGAAAAGAGCGAAAGCGGCAGCGGCAGUGGAGGAGGGAAUGAGAAUGGUGGUGAGGUGGAUAAGGAGGUUGUUGAGGAGAGUAGCAGAAGGGAUCAGUACCCAUUGAGGCUUGGAGACUGUUGGCACUAUCUGAGGACUGGCAAUUGUAAGUUCGGAUCGAAUUGCAAGUAUAAUCACCCUCAGAUAACGAAAAACAAGCAGGUGUCUAAGGACAAGGCAAAGCUGAGGGAAGAGUUGGAAGAGAAGCAAGACCAGACCGAAAGCAAGUAUUACAUCAGCCCAGGACGACGUAUAGAGCUACCUUCUGUAGCUCCAGCUCUGGAACUUAACUUUUCGGGCCUGCCAAUUCGUCCGGGGGAGAAAGAUUGUUCCUACUAUAUGCGAACUCUGACCUGCAAGUACGAAACAAACUGCAAGUUUAACCACCCUGAUCCUACAGCUGCCGGAGAAUCUCGCCCGCAAUCCGCGUAUGGUAAUGGUAGGCCUGCAUCAUUACAAGGUCUGCCAAAUUCUCAAGGGAUUAAUUCUGAAGCUACAGAAUGGAAUGGUUAUCAGGCUCCAGCAUAUCUACCACAUAGAAGCAUGCCUGCACCUCCACCUGUACCAUAUGUUAUGAACAACUCGGUGACUGAAACCAACUACUACGGACAAUAUGCACAGCAGAUGCAAGCUGAAGAAUUACCAGAACGACCUGGGCAACCUGUUUGCUUCUAUUUCGCUCAAACAGGGGAUUGUGCUAAUAAAUCUAAUUGCCAAUAUCACCAUCCAAAAAAUCAGACUGCAGCGACCCCCUCAUGUGCACUUAGUGACAGGGGCCUCCCUUUAAGACCAGGUCAGAAGAUUUGCACAGAGUACAGCCACUUUGGCGUUUGCGGUUCUGGGCCAACCUGUAGAUUUGACCAUCCGUCAUUAUCAGUUUCCUUUCUGUGACUCGGAAACUGCAAAUGGGGUACGAUCAUCUGGAAGUAGAAGUGGAACUGAUGCUACAAUUCCGCAACAGCCUGAGUAAUAUGUUUUGCACGAAAUGCCAACUAGAGCAGUGGAUUCUUGUCGCCAAGGACAUGAAAUCGCUUUGUUAUUGAGUCUUGGAAAUGUAUCAAACCUUCUCCCCUAGCUGCCACCGGCUUUUCAGAUGCUAGAACUUAAUGGAAGCCGGAAAUGUAAAUGUUUCGUGUUUGAUGUAAUUUUACUGGAAAAUAAAAGUUGAAUUCAGUGAGUAUCCUCUCAA